UCCAUUUUUCCUAUCUCUUCUUUUUUUUUCUACCACCACUACUCCCUCUCUUCCCCUUUCCUUUUUCUUCCCUUCCCCUUUGUUAUCAUUAUUCGUAACCUAUGUGCAUAUAAAUACUCAUUCAUAUAGAAAAAAAAGCACCUUUUCACCAAAACAUUCUCAUAGACCGUGAUAUUCGAUAAAGGAACGAGAGUACUUUUUUUGCUGGUGGUCCUUCUUUUUCCUUCUUGUAUUAAAUUUCUGAACUGGACCUUUUUAUUUUUAUUUUUCCCCCUUUCACUUCUAUUAUUUUUUUUAAUCUGUUUUAUUUAAAGUGCGAUUGACUACCAUCAUGUCGACUGCGUCAUGUCCCUCACCUUCAUCAUCCAUUGCUCCGUCAGCUUCUUCGUCAACAGCAUGGGAACGCUCCAAUAGCAUCGGAUCUUCGGAUGCAGGUUUGAUGCCUUCGAUGCUGAAUAAAGAAAAUGACAAACAUCCCAACCCGGAAAAAAAAGCACCCACCACCGAAUAUUUACCUACACCUGUCACUCCGGCCGGCGCGUUUCCUAAAUGUUUGGCACAAGAGUAUCCUGGAUAUGGUGCAUUUGCCUUACAAAAGGCGGCCACGCCCAAGAGACCAACACCUGAUAAACCCUUUGCAUGCCACGAGUGCGACCAGGCAUUUAGCCGUCCUCAUAAUCUAAAAUCACAUCUCGCCACUCAUUCUUCCGAACGACCAUUUCAGUGUGGCACCUGCAAACUUUACUUUCGACGGCAUCACGAUUUGAAACGGCAUCAAAAGCUGCAUACCGGCGAACGUCCCUACGUGUGUCAAACCUGUAACAGAUCGUUUGCUCGAUUAGACGCCCUCAAUCGUCAUCAACGCUCGGAAGGGUCCUCUGCUUGCAGUGAUGUUCAUCCAUUUGUUGGUCACACAAACGCCACCAAGUUCACACCCGCCUCCAACACCGACACUCCAUCAUCGAAAUCUUUAACCGCGCCUCGACCCAUGAUUCCUCAGCUUCAAAUUCCUCAUCCCGCAUCACGUCCUGUUCAAAACGAAGUUUAUCCCCACCCACCAUCCUCGCUUUCACCUCCCAAUACACCAUCCAAUUCAAAUUUGCCAGUUACAUCAACCCAUAGCAAUGUUCUACCCUCACCGAGUGCGCUUCCAAAUCUGCCAGUUUCGGAAAGUACCGAAUUGGUACCUAUUCAAGUCGCCUACUCAUCGGCGUCACUGCCUUCUUCCAAUUCACAGUCUCCUUCUUCCUCCAAUAAUACAUUGCCUGAACCUUACCGAUCGUGGACCUAUUCCCCGGACAGGUCCCACCCACCCUCUAGACGAUUACCUCUUCCUACCGCCUCUUAUACCAUUUUACGAGAACCCUCUGUGGUCGACCGACUAGAAAAGGAGAACCAGGAAUUACGUCAACAGAUUGCCCGGCUAAAUUCGCAAGUAGAAGACACAAAAGUACUGCACUCCCGUAUUCACGACCUUGAAAUUGAGAACAAGGUAUUACGUUCUCUUAUUGUUGAAAGUGGUUCCAGCACCAAACAAGCCGACCGAGACCAAAAAUCGACGAUAAAUGAAGAGGGUGAGGAUGAUCAAUCGCGGACGUUGAAAAGACCACGACUGCACACUCCGUGCUGAUCAUCACCUGCAGCACUCACAGACAUUAACUCGCCCAUGUUUCUUCCGUAUUCCCUUUUCCUGAUUUCUUUUUUUUUUCAUCGUCACCCGAGCUCCUAAUGCAUAAAAUCAAUAAUCACCUCAUUUGUCGUUUUACACAAAAUAAUCCUUAAUGACAAAGCACAAUCACUUUAGCAAAAAGAAUUUUAACUUAUAAAUGUCUCAGUUCGAGGUGAAAUAGGGUGACUAUAAGAUCAAGAAUCGUCAUGGCAGAAAAUAAUAAAAUAUCAUGAUUUGCGAG
Radiomyces spectabilis is the source of this 1910-nucleotide messenger RNA. RefSeq lists its product as uncharacterized. The record is from RefSeq and is a predicted model, not a curated record. Gene Ontology annotation, cellular component: nucleus. The transcript is spliced from 3 exons. NCBI's taxonomy places the organism in Eukaryota, Fungi, Mucoromycota, Mucoromycetes, Mucorales, Radiomycetaceae. The coding region runs from base 332 to 1630 and encodes 432 amino acids.